Molecule: messenger RNA, 993 nt
Organism: Neltuma alba
Lineage: Eukaryota; Viridiplantae; Streptophyta; Magnoliopsida; Fabales; Fabaceae
Product: pathogenesis-related protein PR-1
Exons: 1
Coding region: 20-610 (196 amino acids)
Cellular component (GO): extracellular region
Source: RefSeq, a predicted model, not a curated record
UGUAAGACUUGCAGUAAACAUGAAAGCCCAUUUGGUUUUCUUCUUCAUUCUCUCUGUCAUCUUCGCUUCCACUAUCACCCUCUCACUAAACCCUUCUUCUUCUUCUUCUUCAUCAGAGCUGCAGAAAAGACCAGACAACCAGACCAUAUACCGAAUCUCGAAGCAGCUAUGCUGGGGUUGCUUAACAGAGUCCAUAGAAUUCUUGUUCGCGCACAACCUCGUAAGAGCAGCGAAGUGGGAGUUUCCAUUGAUGUGGGACUUCGAGCUGGAGAAGUACGCGAGGUGGUGGGCGGGACAGAGGAAGUCAGACUGCAAGCUGCAGCAUUCCUUCCCGGAGGACGACUUCAAGCUGGGAGAGAACAUAUACUGGGGAAGUGGCUCCUCGUGGACUCCGACGGACGCCGUCAGAGCCUGGGCCGGCGAAGAGAAAUAUUACACUUAUGCCACUAACACGUGCGAGCCUGGCCAGAUGUGUGGCCAUUAUACUCAGAUAGUGUGGAAGACCACCAGGAGGCUCGGCUGCGCUAGGGUUGUUUGUGACGACGGGGACGUCUUCAUGACUUGCAAUUAUGAUCCAGUUGGGAAUUAUGUCGGUGAACGGCCAUACUGAUAUAAGACCAAUAUAAGUAAGCUUUCAUUUCAAGUUUGAUUAGAGGGUUAAUUAACUGCGUUUAGAUGUUAGUGUUAGCUAGAAUCUAGUGGGUGUGUGUGUGAAUUUGUAUGUAUUUAUAUACUUGUGGGAGGUGGAAUGAGGGAUUAAUUUCGUCAACUGAUUUGUGGUUUGAGCAAAAUAAGUGCAUAAACGUAAAAGGGUGUGAAUUAGGUAUUUGAUGGAUUUUAGAUGUGAGAUUGAACUCUCUGUAUUGCAUGGGUCAGGUCUGUAAUAAAAUAAUACUGCUAUAUUUAGAUCCUGAAAAGCCAGAACAAUUACUUUAUAGAGUCUGACUGAAAAAGUUGUCUUCACUUCUAUAAAUCAGGCAGCAAGAUUCAAGA